Hyalella azteca is the source of this 1836-nucleotide messenger RNA. Its product is annotated as hemicentin-2. Gene Ontology annotation, cellular component: neuron projection membrane. NCBI's taxonomy places the organism in Eukaryota, Metazoa, Arthropoda, Malacostraca, Amphipoda, Hyalellidae. The transcript is spliced from 8 exons. Bases 234 to 1238 code for a protein of 334 amino acids. The record is from RefSeq and is a predicted model, not a curated record. Gene Ontology annotation, biological process: synapse organization.
UUGGUUUAUUGGCAAACUGGCAUAAGCAAAAAUUUAGUUCAAUGGUAAAAAAUAUAUUAUACUGCGUUUUCCCAAAACACAUCGAACAGGAAAACUUUUUGGCAGAAAAUUUAAUUUUUAACGAAUAGUGUACAAUUGAAUGUAUGAUGCGAAUAUAAAAUAGAGACAAGAGCCUUAAGUCAGUGACGGCACAAAAUUAAGCUUCAUUGCUUUUUAUUACCCAAGACGAGGCGAUGUCGCUGUUGCUUUUAUUAUUCGUGGUCUCUACAGCGUCCGGCGAUGGAACGCCUAGAAACGAGGCGAUGUCGCCGUUGCUUUUGUUAUUCGUGAUCUCUACAGCAUCCGGCGACGGUGCGUCCAGAAGCAGUUCCCAGCAAUACCUUACUUUGAAAGCCGCAAAGUCUGCUGGCGUGAAGGAAGAGCCAGCGUUUGAAAUAGUGGACCUGUACCCACUCAACCACUAUCCAAAAGUUGUGAAUAAUUCUGUAAGCAACAUUACCGGCCAGAUCGGCUCGUCCGUCUUCCUGCCUUGCCGCACACAGCAUUCACUGGAGAGACAGGUGUCAUGGGUAAGGAGGCGUGACUGGCACAUUCUCACGUCAGGACUCACGUCCUACACGAAGGAGCGUCGGUUCAGUGUGCACCAUCCCGAGGGUAGCACCGAGUGGACGCUGGCCGUCAAGUACCUCACGCUGGAUGAUGCCGGUACCUACGAGUGCCAGAUAUCAGGAGGUGCAGGCAUGGUAUCGCAGUUGUCUAUACUGACUGUGGUGGUACCACAGGCUGUGAUACCAGGAAAUGGCGAGUACCACGUUGACACUGGUUCUACCAUCUCCCUCACUUGCUUCAUCGAGAAGAGUACGGUAGCACCGCAGUACAUUUUCUGGUACCACAACUCGCGCAUGAUCAACUACGACCAGGAGCGCGGUGGCGUGGUCGUUCACAUGGAAACGGAGCCUCGCGUCAUGUCGCGUCUCACCAUCGCCGACGCCCGACCCUCAGACUCCGGCAACUACACAUGCGACGCAGAAAACACAGAAGCUGCCAGUAUCACUGUAUACAUCACUCAAGGCAACAAAAUUGCUGCGAUUCAGCCCAGGGACGUGAAUCACUGCUCGCUCCUCCAGAGUUCAGCUGGACUAGUUUUUGUAACCGCACUUUUUGAAAAUUUGUUUUUCAAGAUUUUUAUCCGCAGACGUUUCAUAAAUAUCCCAAGCUUGAUACCUCAGCCUGGUUAGAUUGAACACGCUUCUAUUGCCCAACUGCAUUUAUAUAUUUCGGAUGGCAGAGAUUCUUGGUGAAUAUUUUAGAUGUGGAUGGUAAAUUUUGUAAGAUGUCAUACUACAAUUUCCAAAUUUAUAUUUUGCAAACUAUAUAAUGAAGUUUUGGAGGGUGAAUGUAAUUCGAUGUCCCUUGUUUGAUUUUUGAUUUUCUCAAAUUUCUACGCUGAUGAUUCAACGAAGCAAGAUAGCGAAUAUUCAGAUCGUGAAUAGAUAUGUAAAAUCUGUUAAGUUUAUUUUUUAUUGAUAUUUAAACUGAAAUUGAUUACAUACAUCCAUAAUGGUGAUAACUUUUUUACCUGAAUAAAGUUCUUCAUUCAUGCACUCUACUGAAAAAAUUAGUAAAAGUUAUGUGAAAGUUACACGAGUGAAACGAAUGCAGGAAAAAUCAUUUAUGUCGUUCUAACUUCUGUUUGCUUUUGAUUUUGGGUCUUUGUCUUCGGAUGACAAGUUUAACUUCUCUGCGUGUAAACUUUCAAUGUCUUACGUGACUUCUACACCACUUAGAGUUAAGUAGAUUAAGAUAUGGUAAAAAUUGAGCGUAUUGUCUUCUAUA